Oryza sativa Japonica Group (Japanese rice) is the source of this 913-nucleotide messenger RNA. RefSeq lists its product as uncharacterized. Lineage: Eukaryota; Viridiplantae; Streptophyta; Magnoliopsida; Poales; Poaceae. The record is from RefSeq and is a predicted model, not a curated record.
CCUUCAUCACGCGCACAAAGCCGCACAAAGCAACAAAAAAAAGAACAGGAGAGUCCCAAGCGAGAGGAGAGGAGAGGGGAGGCGAUGGGGAGCGGGAGCAAGAAGAAGAGCGGAGGAGGGGAUGACCAGAGGCCGCUCCUCUGGAGGCUCCCGGAGGUCACCUCCACCGAGCUCGGCAAGAUCGGCCCCGCCUUCGGCCUCGGCGUCGGCUGCGGCGUCGGCGCCGGCGUCGGCUUCUUCGGCGGUGCAGGAUUAGGUUAUGGAUUUCCCGGACUCACAUUAGGCUUUGGAGUUGGAGCUGGAUGUGGUGUAGGAUUUGGCUUUGGUUAUGGAUUGGGGAAAGGAAUUGCUUAUGAUCAAAACAAAAGAUACUCUAAUGUUGGCACGAUGUUCCAAGAAGCUCCAAGUCUUCCGAUGGACACCGUUGCUGGUUUGGUUGAUGAGCUGGUUGUGAACACCAAAAAGCUUGUGAGAGCAACUUCAAAAGAGAUUGAAAAAUGGCGUUGAGCUUAUAAUUGCCUCCAUCAGCUGUGUCAGCCUAUGAAAACUGGGUUAUCAUUGAAGGUUAUAAGCAAGUAUGCUGUUGUCUUAGAUGAAGGUUUAGGAGCUAGCCAUGGGAUGAAGCCUAUUGCAAGCAGUAUGCUAUCUUAGAUGGAAUUUAGGAGUUAGUCGUGGGAUGCAGACUAUUGCACUGCAAUGUUCUUUCUUAUUCUUGUGUACAUCAGUAAUUAUGUCUAUAUUUAAUUAGGGUAAUGAAAUGCUAUUGCAGUCUCUGCAUGUUAGAAAUCCCCCUGUGAUGAACAGUGUCAGUUAGAAUUCAGGAACAAAAUAUGAGACUGGUGAUCUCAUUUGGCUGCUUGUUAUUACUCUGUUAAUGGUUGUGCUCAUCUCAGGCUGUGCUUUCUUGGAUGAA